Messenger RNA from Anopheles stephensi (Asian malaria mosquito), 2753 nucleotides. RefSeq lists its product as uncharacterized. The coding region runs from base 1331 to 2554 and encodes 407 amino acids. The record is from RefSeq and is a predicted model, not a curated record. Lineage: Eukaryota; Metazoa; Arthropoda; Insecta; Diptera; Culicidae. The transcript has 5 exons.
UGCCCGGCGGGGAAGUGUGUUACCAGUCAGGCUCAUAAUUUCCCCACGCCCGCUUAUCGAUUGUACGUCACUUAGUUCCGACUGCAGAUUAAGUUGGCGCGAGGUUUCGGCCGGUAUUGACCCACCCGUUUUAUAACUCAUCACCGUCACCCGACAAUCGUCAAGGGUGAUAAUUGUAUUCCUGCUCCUGAUCGACGAUUCUGUCUCCCCGCAAUGCUUCACGUGAAAGCUGAUAAGCGGAGGACGCAGCAGCAGCGCCAAUCGCGCGCACGUCUCGUUUCAAACGCGCAAGGUAAAGCAGGGGGUCGAAGAUUCUCCAAGCAUUCGGGAUUCGGUUGGCUUGAUACGACCACACUAAGAACCGGCGGCGGAAGUGAUAAUUUGAAUAGCGCAAAAUGGAAACACACGGUUUGGAUGGCUUUCCAUUUCAAAUUUCUGUCUGGUGAAUCACACGGCCGCACACGGUACACGGUCUUCUUACGGCUGCAGCAUCGUUGCACCAUCAGCAGUCGAGCAGUUGCGUGCGACGAGAGCUAAGCAUUGAACGGUCUGAUCGUCGCCCAUGGUUACACAACACAAUCGCGAGUGUGUGCAAAACGCAGAAUUGGCACAUCGAUCAAGUGCCAGCUGGAGUACUCGCAACCUGCGCUAAUCCCGUAAGAAACUGGACGAUUGGUGCCCGAUGAGCUCAAGUGGUGGACAUGCUACUACUACUGAUUGGAUUUCGCAACUUUUUAUCAGCGUGAAGCGCCUGCCAUCGAGGACAUCGUACGCGUGCUCCAGGAAUUAUUGUACCAGCAGGUGGUGCCCAGUGGUGUUCGUCUAAAUCGAGCUUCGGAAAAAUUAAAUCACGGCAAUCCACACACACACACACACACACACACACAAAACGUCCUUCUUGCAGCGCUUGCUUGGACGGGCGAACGGCGUGCUGUUGCAUUCUGGCACGGCUGGAUUCAGUUCUUUUUCCCUGUGUUGAUGAAACCCAUCGGGUAUCGUGCUAUCAGUGCCGUAGGAUUAAUCGUUCGUCAUUUGACGAUAACGGCUCCGCGGUUAGGUCAAUAUCAUUUGCUGCGGAUUUUUUCGGUUUGUAGUAAGAAAGUUGGCCAGAUCCGUUCGUGCGCUGCGAACAGAUAACGGUGCGCCAUUUACCACCCCUCCUUAACCCGGCCCGCCAAUUACCACCCACCGGGGGUGAAGUGUAUUUUUUGUAGUUCGCGUAUCGAUUCGAGGUGCCGACCGAGUCAGUCAGUCAGAAGUAUCCGUUCGCUGCGAUACGGAACGAGAUUGCGGAUCCGUGUGUAAUUCCAUCCGUCCGUCCGCUACCACGAUGGCUCUCGGUAACGCCCAGUUGUACCUGUUGACUGCUGCGGCAGUGCUGCUCUCGACCGUCGGUUUCGCAACAUCCUCCAACGAGAAUAGCAAAUUUCUGAUAAACAGCCGAUUGGAAGUAAACGUUAAGUCCUUGUUGAGUGAAAUCUGUGGCACCAACUCGUCCCUGCUCAGCAUCGGCGUCAAGUCGCUUAGCAACGAGUACAGCGAUCGUACGGUCGAGAAUCUGUGUGGCAAUGAAACGACCGAGGUGUUGCUAUGGAUACCGGUCGGCAAUUUUGGCAAUCUGGCCGAGCUAGGAUCAUCCAGCCGCUACCUUGGCAAGGGCGCCGGGGACGAAGACUACGCCGAGUACUGCAGUUAUGACGUAACGACGAAAUCGUGCGCUACUGAUAGCGGCACUGUGGAGGGAUCAAUUUUGCUGCUAGCCGAGAAAUUCCCGGAACGGUACGAGCUGCGCGAUCUGGUGUACAAGAAGUGGCGCAACUCCACCCAUCUCGGGACACCGAUUUUGGCGUACGCUACACUGAAAAACCGCGAACCCGCGUACAAGUACGUCGAUCAGGAUAUUUCUUAUCUGGCGGAUACACGCAUCGAGUACGUUCUACCGGCGACCGUUACGCACGGUGUGCCGUUGUCUGUGUUCCGAGGCAAAACGGAAACGUACAAGCUGGUCGCCGGCGAGACGUACUACAGCAGAAAUUUUAAGACCAUUAAUGCGAUUCGUUACAUGAGCCCUUACUCCACUAUAAACAUUACCGUCGUCGGAUCCGAAGGUCGCGAUUACCGCGAGUUCCGUGCCAAGUUGGUUACCGUGUACACCGACGAGGAGGGUUACGGUUGGUCGCGAUCUUUAUCAGCCGUUGAAGCUGCGGUGAUUGAAACCAAGCUUACCGAAACGCACGUAGAGUAUGCACUGCCGGUCAAUCUGUACGACACGCAACCACCCGUGCUGCCACCGAUGCUACCAAACAUCAACGAAGGCAACAACAUCGUGGACAAAGCACCGCCGAAGGGUAUUGUGGCGAAGCCGGAAAACAUUCACAUCCACAUCAGCGAGCUGGACUUUGGACAGGCGUAUCCUGGCUUCCGCAACAUAGCCAUCGGUGCUGCAAUUUUGUUCUUCUCCGUCCUUGGCAUAGCGAUCAUCGAUAUCAUACGACGCGUUAUCGCAAACCGCCGCGCCAAACGAUUGCAUCUCGGCAAGUACAGCCGAACGUAACGGCAACACGUCACCGCGCCAAUUCAUCGUUCGAGCGUGUUAGGGUUUAUGUUUAAAAUCUUGGUAGUGCGUUACGCGUUUUAUUAGCACAUUCUUUGCAGCAUUCACAAGUAUUAGUAAGUAGUUUACCAAACAUAUGUCUGUGACUCGCCGAGUGUAUUUAACGUUGGAAUAAAACAAUAAAAUUAUUUAACUACGA